GCCGCAGCCCCGGCCCCCCGAGCGCCAUGAACCAGAUAGAGCCCGGCGUGCAGUACAACUACGUCUACGAAGAUGACGAGUACAUGAUCCAGGAGGAGGAGUGGGACCGCGACCUGCUCCUCGACCCGGCCUGGGAGAAGCAGCAGAGGAAGACCUUCACGGCCUGGUGUAAUUCCCACCUAAGGAAAGCUGGCACCCAGAUUGAGAACAUCGAGGAGGACUUCAGGAAUGGCCUUAAACUCAUGCUGCUUUUGGAAGUCAUCUCAGGGGAAAGGCUGCCGAAACCUGACCGAGGAAAAAUGCGAUUCCACAAAAUUGCUAAUGUCAACAAAGCCUUGGAUUACAUAGCCAGCAAAGGCGUGAAACUGGUGUCCAUCGGGGCUGAAGAAAUUGUGGAUGGCAACGUGAAAAUGACGCUGGGUAUGAUCUGGACCAUCAUCCUUCGCUUUGCUAUUCAGGAUAUUUCAGUUGAAGAAACCUCUGCCAAAGAAGGUCUCCUGCUUUGGUGUCAAAGGAAAACCGCUCCUUAUAGAAAUGUGAACAUUCAGAACUUCCACACCAGCUGGAAAGACGGCCUCGGACUCUGUGCGCUCAUCCACAGACACCGGCCCGACCUCAUUGACUACUCAAAGCUUAACAAGGAUGACCCAAUAGGAAAUAUUAACCUGGCCAUGGAAAUUGCAGAGAAACACCUGGAUAUUCCCAAAAUGCUGGAUGCUGAAGACAUUGUGAACACUCCCAAGCCCGAUGAAAGAGCUAUCAUGACAUACGUUUCCUGCUUCUACCAUGCGUUUGCGGGCGCGGAGCAGGCCGAGACAGCAGCUAACAGGAUAUGUAAGGUUCUUGCUGUGAAUCAAGAGAAUGAGAGGCUGAUGGAAGAAUAUGAGAGGCUAGCAAGUGAGCUGUUGGAAUGGAUUCGUCGCACGAUCCCCUGGCUGGAGAACCGGACCCCUGAGAAGGCCAUGCACGCCAUGCAGCAGAAGCUGGAGGACUUCCGGGACUAUCGGCGCAAGCACAAGCCGCCCAAGGUGCAGGAGAAGUGCCAGCUGGAGAUCAACUUCAACACGCUGCAGACCAAGCUUCGGAUCAGCAACCGGCCCGCCUUCAUGCCCUCCGAGGGCAAGAUGGUGUCGGAUAUCGCCGGCGCCUGGCAGAGGCUGGAGCAGGCGGAGAAGGGCUACGAGGAAUGGCUACUCAACGAGAUUCGGAGGCUGGAACGCGUGGAGCACCUGGCGGAGAAGUUCAAGCAGAAGGCUUCGACGCAUGAAACGUGGGCUUAUGGCAAAGAGCAGAUCUUGCUGCAGAAGGACUAUGAGUCGGCCACGCUGACCGAGGUCCGGGCCAUGCUGCGGAAACACGAGGCGUUCGAGAGCGACCUGGCGGCGCACCAGGACCGGGUGGAGCAGAUAGCGGCCAUCGCGCAGGAGCUCAAUGAACUGGACUACCAUGAUGCCGUGAAUGUCAAUGAUCGGUGCCAGAAAAUCUGUGACCAGUGGGACAGAUUGGGAACGCUUACUCAGAAGAGGAGAGAAGCCUUGGAGAGAACUGAGAAAUUGCUAGAAACCAUCGAUCAGCUUCACCUGGAGUUUGCCAAGAGAGCUGCCCCUUUCAACAAUUGGAUGGAAGGAGCUAUGGAGGAUCUGCAGGACAUGUUUAUUGUGCACAGCAUCGAGGAGAUCCAGAGUCUGAUCACUGCCCAUGAGCAGUUCAAGGCCACGCUGCCCGAGGCGGAUGGUGAGCGGCAGUCCAUCAUGGCCAUCCAGAACGAGGUGGAGAAGGUGAUCCAGAGCUACAGCAUCAGAAUCAGUUCCAGCAAUCCCUACAGCACUGUGACCGUGGAUGAGCUGCGGGCCAAGUGGGACAAGGUGAAGCAGCUUGUGCCCAUCCGGGAUCAGUCCCUGCAGGAGGAGCUGGCCCGUCAGCAUGCCAACGAGCGUCUGCGUCGCCAGUUUGCUGCACAGGCCAAUGCCAUCGGGCCGUGGAUCCAGAACAAGAUGGAGGAGAUUGCCCGGAGCUCCAUCCAGAUCACAGGAGCCCUGGAAGACCAGAUGAACCAGCUGAAGCAGUAUGAGCACAACAUCAUCAACUACAAGAACAACAUCGACAAGCUAGAGGGAGACCAUCAGCUCAUCCAGGAGGCCCUGGUCUUUGACAACAAGCACACCAAUUACACCAUGGAGCACAUUCGUGUUGGGUGGGAGGUGCUGCUGACGACCAUCGCCAGAACCAUCAAUGAAGUGGAGACCCAGAUCCUGACGAGAGACGCGAAAGGCAUCACCCAGGAGCAGAUGAAUGAGUUCAGGGCCUCCUUCAACCACUUUGACAGGAGGAAGAAUGGCCUGAUGGAUCAUGAAGAUUUCCGAGCCUGCUUGAUUUCCAUGGGUUAUGAUUUGGGCGAAGCUGAAUUUGCCCGCAUCAUGACCCUGGUGGAUCCCAAUGGACAGGGCACCGUCACCUUCCAGUCCUUCAUCGACUUCAUGACUAGAGAGACGGCGGACACGGACACGGCCGAGCAGGUCAUUGCCUCCUUCCGGAUCCUGGCUUCUGAUAAGCCGUACAUCCUGGCAGAAGAGCUCCGUCGAGAGCUGCCACCAGAUCAGGCCCAGUACUGCAUCAAGAGGAUGCCCGCCUACUCCGGGCCAGGCAGCGUGCCUGGCGCCCUGGAUUACACCGCGUUCUCCUCCGCCCUGUAUGGGGAGAGUGAUCUGUGAUGCUGGGGCCAUGUAACCACUGAUCCCAUCAGAACGCAAUAAAAGCUGAAGUCACAGUUGGUUUCUUGGAACCUUUGACAAGCUUUAUUAAGUUAGGAGAGAGAGAAAGAAACACUUUGCAGCUCAGUGAUUGGCAGCAGUGUAACUUGGCUGAGAUUAAGUUUCUACAGUGUAUGAGGUAGCGUGCUUUGGAAGUAGGUUUCUUUAUUUCUGGAUUUUUAGGUAAAUACAAGGAGAUAGCAGGUUUUUCUUGUUUUCUUUGAUAAAGCAAAGCAAAUUACUUGUGUAGUAUGAAAUUAGGAGGCCCCCGGGACAGAAGAAAAGUAAAAAACGGGAAAUUACAAAAUAACCCAGGAUUCAAGAUCGGGGGGGAACAAAAUCACCAAUUAGGUAAACGUUUGAUACUUUAAAAAAUAUUCUUCAUAUUUAACGUGUUUACGUGAUUAUCCCUAGGGGAAUAUAUUUGGGCUAUUAGCGUUUUACUUUACUGCUCAUUCAAAGAUUAGGUUUAUUUGAAUUUAAUACUGUCCAGGGAACAAAAACAAACUACUCGAAAGAUCUCUAGUACUGAAAAUUUUUUAAGUAGAGAUUAUAGUCAGUUCUUCAUUAUUUAGGAUUAUGUAGUCAAUUAGUGGGUCUCAAUGCCUUACAAUCGUCCAAACUAGGGACCUCCUCAGGAAAUACGAGAGUCAUUUUAAUUGCCAGAGAGGAAGAAAAAAAAGCACUAGAUAAAAUGAGUUUUUAAGGAUUAUUUAUUGAGUCCAGGUUUCUGUGCUUUUUCUAGAGCUUGUGAGUACAGGUCCUCCAUCCGUAAGUGCUCGGUUUUUAAACAAGUGUCUGUGGUAGCAGUUCAUAACCGGGGACAGGUCAGAGACUAGAACCCUUCCAGCUCUCCAGGCCGAACUGCCUUACGCCUCUGGUUUUACGACCUGGGAAGAAGGAGUUCUUAGGAAAAAGUAGGAAAGGCCUAACUCUCAACAGGGGCAGAGGUAAGUUCUUGCAUUGCAGAAGCUUUACAUAUCUUCGGGUAAAUGCAUUCUGCGCAGCAGGUGUUUCCGUGAGCCCGUGGUGUGCAUCCACCGCCGGGAUUAGACGUUACGUCCUGACGGGUUGGGAGUCUGGCACUGUCUGCAUCUGAAGCCUCCUCACAGAGGACACCCCGUCGUGUGCCCAGCACCGCCUUGGUUUUGUCAAUGUUCAUCCAUUUUU
This is a messenger RNA of Prionailurus viverrinus (fishing cat), 3920 nucleotides long. RefSeq names its product actinin alpha 2 (gene ACTN2). The coding region runs from base 27 to 2711 and encodes 894 amino acids. The record is from RefSeq and is a predicted model, not a curated record. The transcript has 21 exons. Gene Ontology annotation, biological process: muscle cell development; actin cytoskeleton organization. Gene Ontology annotation, molecular function: calcium ion binding; actin filament binding. NCBI's taxonomy places the organism in Eukaryota, Metazoa, Chordata, Mammalia, Carnivora, Felidae. Gene Ontology annotation, cellular component: Z disc; cortical actin cytoskeleton; cell projection.